GACAGAGGUUGAGUUAACCAAUAAAACAUUGAAUUAGGGUAAAUUUGAAAAUGUCUAUAUAUUAUAGUGGAACGUUCAAACGUUCUUCAGGAGUUGUAAGUUCAAUAGUUAAACAUCUGAAGCAAGUAAAUUUGAAACCGGUGAAGAAGAUCCAAGUGCAAUUCGAUCCUUUCCAUGAAAAUGCAGUUACAGCUAGGGACUUCCUUUAUUAUAUAUCAACACCCAAAGUUACCAACACCAAUUUAAAUUGCAUUGUUAAACCAAUUGUAGUUUGUGAUCGUAGUGAACCAGAAAUUAAAGUGGACUUGUCUGAUUCAAGUGUGUUAAAAUUCAAAGCAAACAACUUGACAGUACUGGAGAUUCUGCAGUUGUUCAAUAAGCACAUAAGUUCCAAAGUGCCAGUUGAAAAUAUCAGUGCUUCAUCACAAACUCAAAAGUUGGAGAAGAAAAAGCUGAAAAAGAAAUAAAAAUGAGAGGUAAUACUCC
This is a messenger RNA of Nicrophorus vespilloides, 486 nucleotides long. RefSeq names its product 39S ribosomal protein L53, mitochondrial (gene mRpL53). Bases 51 to 467 code for a protein of 138 amino acids. Gene Ontology annotation, cellular component: mitochondrial large ribosomal subunit. NCBI's taxonomy places the organism in Eukaryota, Metazoa, Arthropoda, Insecta, Coleoptera, Silphidae. The record is from RefSeq and is a predicted model, not a curated record. The transcript is spliced from 3 exons.